AUGUCUCAGACACAAGGCGAGGGAGCACGCAAGGCACUGAUACGGGAAUUGUCCCUUCUCGUCCCCUUCGCCCUCUCUUGCUCUUCCCCCGUCUCCUUCCUCCCUCUGCUCCGCUCCUCCCCCUGUGCCAGUCGGUUCUGUGGCCCGGACGAACUGGAUAGGUUCGAGGGCGAGGCUCGGGAAAAGGCGAUCGCGCGCAGCCGGCGCAGCAGCUGCCUGCCCGACUACAAGGGGGCGCUGGACGCGUGCCUGGCGCAAGAGGCAAGGGUGGCGCUGCUUGCGCAACGCCAGCAGGGCGCAAGGCAAACGCGCGCAGAAAGGCAGGAGCGCGGGGAGAGGCAGGAGCGACAGCAGCAGCAGCAGCAAGAGCAGCAGCCGCCGCCGCCGCCGCUGCAGCAGCAGCAACCGCAGAAGCAGCAGCAGACGCAGCAACAAUCCGUGCGGCAGGGGAAAGGAGAGGGAGAAGAGUCGCCAAAAGUGGAGCAGGAGGGACAAGAGGAGGAGAACAAGGGAGGGACGAAGGGAGGAACGAAGGGUAGGGUGAAGGGAGGGAGGAAGCAGAAGGGUGCAAAGGCACGAGGGAAGAGGAAGAAGGAAAGGGAGGAGGAGCAAGAGGUGGAGGAGGAGGAGGAGCGAGAGGAGGAGACGGAGAAGGAAGCACAGGUGGAGAAAGGGAGAGAGGCGGGUGCAAGUGGGCAGAGCGGCAAGAAGAGGAGAAAGGCAGGGGAGGAAAUCGAGGCUGACGUUGCACGGCCAGAAGCUGACGUUGCAGAGGUUGGGCCGGAGGCGGCAGCGACAGGAGAGGCAGAAGCGACAGGAACGGCAGAAGAGGGGCUGAUUGCAGACGGGAAGGACACGGGAGGAGUGACGAGGGGAAAAGGGGAAGAGGAUUUGCACUCGCGUGCUAGGGCGGUGGCGGAGGCGGGGGACAAGGAGCAAGAGGAACGUGAAGAGAGAGAACGGACGGAUGGAGAUGCAGAAGGUCGAGUGGAGGAGAGAGCAGAAGGACGAGCGGAGGGACGAGCGGAGGGACGAGCGGAGGGACGAGCGGAGAGACGAGCGGAAGGACGAGCGGAAGGACAGGCAGAGGGAGGAGCAGAGGGAGAGGCAGAGGGAGGAGCAGAGGGAGAGGCAGAGGAAACAGCAGGAGUCUUGAGCAAGGGAGCAUCGUUGGGGACGGAGAGGGAGGACACAGGCAGCCGAGAGAUAGAAGCCGGUGUUGGUGGGGAGAUGGCAGGGAAAACAGCGAAGACAGGACUAGAAGUUCAGUCAACCCCUCCUGGAGGGAGGGAGAGGCGGGCAGCUGCUCGGCGCGCUGCUGCUGCCCUUGCUGCUUCUUCUGGAGGCAAAGGCAGGGCCGGGAGGGGGGAGCGUGAGAAGGGGGAGAAGGGGGAGAAGGGGGAGAAGGGGGAGAAGGCGGAGAAGGGGGAGAAGGCGGAGAAGGGGGAGAAGGCGGAGAAAGGGGAGAAAGCGGAGAAGGGGGAGAAGGCGGAGAAAGGGGAGAAGGCGGGGGAGAAGGAGAAGGAGAAGGAGAAGGAGAAGGGGAAGGGGAAGGGGAAGGGGAAGGGGAAGGGUGGAGCAGUAGCUGGCGAGAUGGACAAGGACAUGAAGGCGGUAAUGGUCGGGAAGGGGAAGCAAAAGGGUACGGUCGAAGCAGCAAGGGCAGGAAGAGUAGUGACAAGAGCUCGAGAUAAGGAGGCGGCUGAUAUAAGAGAAGCAGAUGAAACGGCAGCAGAUGACAGAGCAGCAGCAGUGGAGGAGGAGGAGCAGGAGGAGGAAGAAGAGCAGCAGGAGGAGCAGCAGGAUGAGGAGCAGGAAGAGGGUGAAGUAGAGGAGGCGGGGAGAGCAGCAGGGAAGGGGGUUAAGGCGAAGAAGGGCGGGGCAGUGGUGGAACGGAGGAUCACACGGGCUCGUAGGAGUGAGGAGGGAGACGUGGCUGAGAGGGAGAAGGGAGGCGUAAAGGGAGGCACGAAGGGGGGCACGAAGGGGAGAGAGCGGAGGGCGAGUUUGACAAGAGGGAAGGGUGGGAAGGGUGGGGUGGUGGAGAGGGACAAGGGAGGAAAGAAGGAGCGCGAGAGAAGGGCGAGUCUGGCGAGAGGGAAGGGGGAUGGGGAGAGAGGGAGGGGAAUGGGUGGGAAGAAAGGCAGAGGGAGGGAGGAAGACGAAGAGGAGGGGGGUGCGGAAGAGGAGGAGGGUGGAGAAAGAAUGGAGGUGGAAGAAGGGGAGGCUGUGGACGAAGGUGAAGUGGAGGGGGGGAAGGAGGGAGGGGAGGAGGAAGGGGAGGAGCGAGCACAAGUGGAGGGAGAAGGAUGGGCGGAGGGAGGGGAUGCAGAAGAGGAGGAAGACGAGAGUGUGGAUGAGAAUGGCUCAGAGGAGGAGAGUGAGGAGGAGGAGGAGAGUGACGAGGAAGAAGAGGAGUAUGUUCCCAAGUCACAGAAGGACAAGAGGCUUCGUGAAGAGGGAGGGGAAGUCAAGCAUAAGCAGCAAUCUGUCGCCGCACCUCGUCCCAAACCUGCUCCCAAGCCUCCCAAGGCAGCGCUCAAAGCUCUCGCCAAGCCUCGCAGCCAGGCUCGGUCCACCGCUGCUGCUGCUGCCGCCGCUGCUGGUGCUUUCAUUGUCGAAGGUAGACCCACCAUUGCAGCACCCAAGGGGAGGAAAGCGGACAAGAGGAGGAAAGGGAAGGAGGUGGAGGGGGAGAGAGAGGCGGAGGCGGAUGGUAGGGAGCAUGGGGAGGAAGGGGAGGAGGAGGGUGUGGGGGGAGUGCGGGAGGAGGGGCAGUGGAAGGGAGCAGGGAAGCAGAGGCAGCAGGCAGGCGGGGAGGUGCCUAGCGACAUAGUCCAGGCGGGCAGUGCAGAGGACGUGGAGGAAGCAGCGUUCCGGUGGAUGGAGGGGUAUGAGUUCAACCGCACUCAUGCCACGGCCCAGCUGCUCAAGCUGCUCUUCCAGGCGUGUGGAGUGCAGGUGGUGAUGGGAGACGACGCGAUCAUGUCAGAGGGAGUGGGGGUGGACGACGUCAUGCAAACCCUCGUCGACUCCGCCCGCCAGGUCCCCCUGCUCGACCAUCUGCACCGCACUCCACCGCACCACAGCCACCACCACUCCACUGCCAACGACGGCAAGGGCAGCAAGGGUGGCAGUGGCAAGGGUGGGGGUGAUGGAGCAUCGUUCCGAGUGUCGAUGCUGCGGUUUUGGGAUGCGCUGGUGGUGGCGGGGGGGCGAGAGGGUUCUCUCUUUGACUCGCAGCUGCUGCCCACCCUCCUUGACUACCUCGUUGCCCUCUCCUCGUACGUUCCCCCUCUCUGCCAUUUUCUGUGCAUCCCCCUCAAAACAUCUUCGUUGCCGUCUUUCAGCAUAUUGCGUCACUCUUCCCCUCGGAUAUUCCGCCACGUGGCAACACUCGUGGCGCUGCAGCUCAUCUCCUCCAUCAUCACCGUCGCUUCAGUCCUCUCCGACGCGCAAUCCACGGCUCAGAGGCAGCUGCAGGCCGUGAUCCGACGGUCAGAAGAGCAGGAGCAGCAGGCGACAAGAGCAGGGGCGGAAAGCCGAGGAGCAGGAGUGAGGAGGAGCAAAAGGAAGGGGUCUACUGGGGGAGAUGGGGAGGCCGGGGAAGCGGCAGGACUGGGGGAUGGGUCUGAGGGGGCGGGUGGAGGAGGCGGAGGGGGAGGGGCGAGCAGGCGGGCAGCGGUGGAGCUGCAGGCGAAGGUGGAUGCGAUGCAUGGGCAGGUGGCGAUGCUUGAAGGGGUCAUGCGCCGAGGGUUCACUGGCAUCAUAACACACCGCCAUCGCGACGUGGACCCAGCCAUCAGAGCAGCUUGCGUGGCGGCUUUAGGGCAGUGGGUGACGCGCUACCCCUCGCUCUUCCUCGAUGAUGUCUACCUCAAGUACCUCGGCUUCUCGCUCAAUGACAAGGUGGCAUCUGUCCGCCUCACGGCCCUGUCAGCGCUCCAGUCGCUCUACGCCAGCGAGGACAAUCUGCCGGCGCUUGGCGUCUUUUCGGAGCGCUUCGUGCCACGUGUGCAGCAGAUGGUGGAUGACGUGGAUGCUGACGUGGCUGUGGCUGCUGUGUCGUUGGUCCAGCUUCUUGCCAGCAACGACACCCUCCCUCACAACCGUGCCAUGGCUCUCCUCUCUGAUCGCCUCACAGACGACUGCUCGCCGCUCAGAGUCGCCGCCUGCAACUCUCUCUUCCUCCUCCUCCUCGCCUCCUCCCGCAGCCUCGCCUCUCCUGCUGCAACGGAAGCAGGCCCAGCAAAAGGCUCGGGGAAAGGCCAGGGAGGAGGCAAGCGGGUGGAUGAGAGAGGGGGAAAGGGGGGCCGAGGAGGGGAGGGGGAGGUGGGGGCAGAGAGGCAGGUGGUGGUGGUGGUGCGAAUGCUGCAGGCGUGUGGAGAUGCGGUGCAGGCUGGUUACGUGGUGGAUGCGCUGUGGGAGCGUGCACCAACACUGAUGGACUUGAAGACAAUGGGUCAGCUGCUACUGCAGUCAGACACCCAAGCCACGCCCCUCUCCCCCUCCUCCCAGCCGCUCUCCCCCACUCCCCCCGCCUCCUCCACCCCCUCGUUCCCCUCAUCGCCUCCUCCUCCUGAAGCCGACACGCCCACGCUCGCCCUCCUCCUAUCCCUCGCCGCUCGCAAGACCGUGGGAUUGCCGAUUGUCCCGAGGAACGCUGCAGACAUGAAGAGAAAGGCGGCCGUCGCAGUGUCCAAGGCCAAGAAGGAACGGCAGGCAGCAGCAGUGGUAGAAAUGACAGGGGCGCUGGUAAAGGUGCUUCCGCCAAUGAUGAGGCGCCACGUGGCGGACGAGCGCGUGCUGCUGCGGCUGCUGGAGGUAGCAGAGUGUCUGGACGUGGGGGCGCUGGCGAACAGGCAGCAGCAGGAGCCCCUCCUAGCGAUCCUCUCAGCAGCGUGUGACAGCCUGGCGCGCCACGUCAGCACGACGGUGAUAGCGGCAGCGACACGUGUGCUGCUGCGGUGCAUGUGGCGCGCACAGGGGGAUAUGCUGGAGCAGGCGCAGGAGAUUGUGAGGGACGCCGUGCGGAAUGUGGUGGUGGGACGAUUGAGAGAGGAGGCACAAACUGCUCUUUCCGCUGUGGAGGCCACGUCAGACACCCCAGCAGCUGACGUGGACACUUUUUCUCUCUCAGUGGCUGCUACUCGCCUGGCUGUCUUCCUCCUGCAAGCGGACCCUACCCCCUUCCUCCCCGCCCUCGCUGCUGCUGGUGGUGGCACUGAUUCUGCUGCGCCUGCUCCUGCUGCUGCGGAUGGGAUGCAACCACCGGACCUCUUUGCUCUGCUCCUUCAAUUGCUAGACCGUUUCCCUCCUUACAAGCACCCUCAGGUGAGCAAACGCUUACUGCAAGCUCCCACCCACGUGCCCCCCACCCACGUGCUCCCCACCCACGUGCUCCCCACCCACGUGCUCCCCACCCACGUGCUCCCCACCCACGUGCUCCCCACCCACGUGCUCCCCACCUACAUGCCCCACCUACAUGCCCCCAACCACAUACCCCCACCCACGUGCUCCCCACCUACAUGCCCCCACCCACAUGCCCCCACCCACAUGUCCCCACCCACGUGGCCCCACCCACCCCACCUGGCAUCUCCUGUGCUCCGCUCGCUGGUGCUGCUGCUCGUGUGGGGCUUUAAGAAGCUCGUCGCUGCAGUGGGCAGAAAGGGGAUGGAAGGCAAUGGGGCAGACGCGGCAGGGAGAGACGCAGCAGGUGCUGAGGCUGAUGGGGAAUUGGGUGAGGAAAGAGGGUUGGGGGGCGGUGGUGCGAAUGAGGGGGUGGGUGAGCAGGAGGAGGAGGUGAGGGAAAGGCAGGGGCGGCUCAUGGCUGUGCUAAUGAGACUCAUGGAAGCGGGGACGAAUGGAAGGAUAGCAGUGAACGAAGGAGGGGAGGAGCAGGGCGAUGAGCAAGCAGAGGAGGGAGAGGGAGGAGGCACUGGAGUGGAAAGAGAGGGUCAUAGGGAGCAGCAGCAGCGGCGGCAACAGCAGCAGCAACUGGCAGUAGAAAUCUUGGAGCAUAUAUCUGACCUGUGGGUGCUCUUCUCACCUCAUAAGCUCGCCCACUCGCUGCUACACCCACUCUCCGUUACAGUCACACCUGCCAGCGUCAACGCCUACUGGGCGGCAUGCAGUCGUCUGCUUCCCACUUGCUCAGCAGAGAGGGGACAGAGCAUGCAGGAGAGGCAGCAAGAGAGGGUGUCGGAAAGAGGGGAAGAGAGAGUGGUAGCUGCAGCAGCUAAGCUGGUGCUGUGCGGUGCUGUGGACCCUGAGUUGCUGGCUCCUGCUGUGCUCUCACGGCUUGUGGUGGUGGGGAGGGGCGAGAAGAUGGAUGAAGGUGGUGAUGGGGGGGAGGAGGGGGAGGAUGAGGCGAGGGAGGACGGGGUGGCACGGCUGUUUUUGUCUCAUCUGCAGCAGAGGAAGAAGCGGGCGGCAAGCGAGGGAGGGAAGUUUGAGCUGUGGCGGAUUUUCCUUCAGGCGCUGAAAAUGACCUUCAUUCCCACUCUGCCACUCAUCUCCAACCACUCGCACACAGAGGAUGACGUGGCACCAUCUCAUUCGCCAAGCCCAGCAUCUGUAGCAUGCUGUGCCAGCCUGGCAGCCCGGCUGGCAGCUGUAGCAGCCGCCCCGCAGUUCUCUGCGCAGCGAUUGGUCGAGCAGCGGGCGGCGAUUCGGCAGCUGGUGCAGGAAGGGGUGGCAUUCGCCUUUGAGUCGUUGCCCGACCGGCUGGCGUUUCUCGAAUGCGCGCUUCUACCAUUUUCUGCGAAGCUUCUUGGAAAUGACGCCCGAAGCAUUCUCAAUGCAUUAGAGGAGAGGGUGUCAGCCGUGGAUGAAGAUGUGGCUGAUGACGUGGCAACAUCUAAGCCGUUGUCGACCUUCACGUCUGUUUUGACGGAGCGAGCAGCAACAGCACCCGCACAUGCACCUGCUGCAGCUGCAGCCAAGGAAAAGGCGGCAGAUGGACCGACAGGCAGGGCAGCACCUGGUGCUGCAGGUGAUGCUUCAGGUGAUGCUUCAGGUGCUGUGUCAGAUGAGGCAGGAGGUGGAGCAGAAGCAGAAAGAGACAUUCACAGGGAGGGCGUUGAGGAGGGGAGAGGGGGGGUGGGAGGGAGCGGAGAGGGCAGGAGACAGACACGCCAUGGUGGUGGUGUGGAUGAGGCUGCAUCCACUGUCAAGCGCAAAAAACUCUCCUUCUCCACUGCUGCUGCUGCUGUUGUUGCUGUUGGAGCUGAUGCUGGUGGUGCUGCUGGGGCUGCUGGUGGUUUGGAACUGGAAGAAUCUGAAAAAAUUGCUGGGGAGGAAGGUGAGGGAGAGGAAGAGGAGGGAGGGGUGAAUGAGUCAGGGGGAGAAGAGGAAAGGGAGCUUGGGGAGGAAGGGACAGCGGAGGGGAGGGAGGAUGGUUCAGGGCCAGGGUUGAGUCAGCCAGUAGGAGGUCGCGUGUUGGUGGCUGAGCCAGUGGGAGGCGAGAGGAAGUAUGUGAGGAAGAAGAGGAGGGGUUCAGCGGUGGACGGGAGGAAAGAGGAGAGGAGAAUGAAGAGGAGGGAAGAGAGGGGUGGUGAUGGGUCGGAGGAGCAAGCCGAUGUUGGAGGAGGUGGAGAAGGAGGGGGUAGGGAGGUGGAAGGUGGUGGGCAGGAGGGGGAGGCGAUAGGGGAAGAAGUGGACACGGAUACGCAAGGCACAACUCCUGAUGCGACUCAAGAUGAAACGCAAGUGGAAGGGAGUACCCAAGAUGUGACUCAAGUUGAAAUGCGGGUGGAAGAGAGUACCCAAGAUGCGACUCAAGAUGAACCGCGAGUGGAGGAGAGCACCCAAGAUGCGACUCAAGACGAAACUCAAGGGGCUGUGCAAGGGAAUGAAGCGGGGGAGGAUGGGAGGGAGAUGGGAGGGAGGAGUGCAGGGGGCACUGAGGAGCAAUUGCCUUCCUCUUUUGAGGCUACAGAGGAGGAGCUUCCUUCCUAA
Closterium sp. Naga37s-1 is the source of this 7959-nucleotide messenger RNA. Lineage: Eukaryota; Viridiplantae; Streptophyta; Zygnematophyceae; Desmidiales; Closteriaceae. The record is from the annotation of a GenBank genome assembly.